GAAAUCUCGCGAUGGAGGGAGGAGAAGGUGCACCCCCAGGCGGGCGUCGAGAAGCGAGGCGGCCCGGGCCCGGUCUCUCUGCGCGGUCGGGAGCUGGCAGCGCGCAGCGCAGCCGCUGGGGGCUCUUGCUCACCGGUGUCGCGGGCGGUGCCCUGGUGGCCGUGUAUGCAGUGGCCACGCCGUUUCUCACCCCGGCCCUCCGGAAGGUCUGUCUGCCUUUCGUUCCUGCAACUGCGAAGCAGAUUGAAAAUGUGCUGGAGAUGCUGCGGGCCCGACGAGGCUCCCUGGUGGACAUCGGCAGUGGCGACGGGCGCGUUGUGAUAGCGGCUGCGAAGGAGGGAUUCACAGCGGUCGGUUAUGAAUUGAAUCCCUGGCUGGUGUGGUACUCCAGGUACCGGGCUUGGAGAGAAGGUGUUCAUGGCUCAGCCACGUUUUAUAUUUCAGAUUUGUGGAAGGUGUCCUUUUCACAGUACUCGAACGUGGUCAUCUUUGGAGUGCCUCAGAUGAUGCCACAGCUGGAGAGGAAACUCGAACUCGAACUCGCGGGUGACGCGCGCGUCAUUGCCUGCCGCUUUCCCUUCCCGCACUGGACGCCGGCCCACGUCACUGGGGACGGAGUGGACACCGUGUGGGCUUACGACGCGAGCACUUUCAGGGGCAGGGAGAAGAGGCCCUGAGACCAGGUCUUCAGUGGUCACUGAGAUGCACUGGUGCGGAUUGAAAUCACUGUUUCUGUCCUUAACUUUCGGAGGAAACAAACAGAAGUUAAGGAAAACAGGCAAAUUUAAAAUCCACUGCUAAUGGAAUAUUUUCAGAAAAAAGUGCGUUCUGCCCUUUGAUGUCCUAGGGGUGGGAAGCCGUCUGCAGCUUUCUACCUCGUAAACAGUGCGGCCCAAUGCCACUGAUGAGGAGACAGUCUUUAGAGAGUGUAUAGAUUGGCCAGAGUUUUAGUUUCCUGUCACUUUCUUCAUACUUAAGAUUUACCUUUUCUUUACGGAAAAAUUAACUUUCUUGAGGAUUCAGGGAGGUGUUUACAUUGAUAGCAUUUAUUGGACAUCAUUUGCUCCAAGAUUAGUAGGCUGCUACAUGCUGUGGAGCCUAACGUGUAUAUUUGAGUAGGUGUUUAUAUGUGUGCAAAGGGGUGUGCGUAGACAUGCGUUUUGACAUUUCUGGGGUGUGACGGACCUCCAGCUGCAGGUGUCUCAUAGCUGUAACUGGCAGUGCGUCCACCUUGGUGUGGUUCUAUGUUACACCAUUUAGAGAGGUGUCAUGGUAUGAGGGCGUAGCUGGCAAUGGCUAGGGAGUGAGGCAAGCCCAUGUGAAAGCACAUGCCCAUGAUGGCCUUCGGGGGGCUGAGGCGGGAGGGUCACAGG
This is a messenger RNA of Octodon degus (degu), 1373 nucleotides long. It is a transcript of the gene Atpsckmt, whose product is annotated as family with sequence similarity 173 member B. Gene Ontology annotation, biological process: peptidyl-lysine trimethylation; regulation of mitochondrial ATP synthesis coupled proton transport; positive regulation of proton-transporting ATP synthase activity, rotational mechanism. The transcript is spliced from 5 exons. Gene Ontology annotation, molecular function: protein-lysine N-methyltransferase activity. Gene Ontology annotation, cellular component: mitochondrion. The coding region runs from base 12 to 677 and encodes 221 amino acids. The record is from RefSeq and is a predicted model, not a curated record. Lineage: Eukaryota; Metazoa; Chordata; Mammalia; Rodentia; Octodontidae.